Messenger RNA from Phoenix dactylifera (date palm), 1809 nucleotides. Lineage: Eukaryota; Viridiplantae; Streptophyta; Magnoliopsida; Arecales; Arecaceae. The record is from RefSeq and is a predicted model, not a curated record.
AUGAAUCUCCUUCCUCAAACCACAAGGCAGCGCAUUCUGGAAGCUGCUGAUGUUGCCGGAAAGCUGAUGCCUCUCGUGGAAGCUACAAAGGCUAUUAUCGGGCCUAUUGUCGGGCCUAUUAUCCGGCACAUCAGAUAUCUCGGCACGAGUGGAGAAAAUGUGGCAGCUCUAACCGGCGCCAUGGAUAGAUUGAAAGCUACGAGGGCUGGCAUCGUCGAAGAUAUCGAAAUCGCCGAGAGAGAAGGGAGCAAGCGCACUCCAGAAGUCGACGACUGGCUCAAGAGGGUGGAAGCGGAAGCAGGUGAAGCGGCCAAAAUGGAAGAAGCCUGCCGGAAGAGGAAGAGGUUGUGGGGAGUCCCCUUCGACUGUGUCUCGAGCUACAAAGACGGCAAGAGAGCCACGAAGAAGGCUAAGGUGGUGGAGGAGCUGCAAACUGAAGCACGUUCUAUCGUCGUCGCGAGGAGGUUGCCGCCGGCGUCGGUCCAGGAGAUGCCUCCAAUUCCCGGGUUGGUAGCAAUUGAGUCAACUGUGAACGAAGUCCUGCUCCGCCUUGAUGAUGAUAGCGUGGGUAUCAUCGCGAUUUGGGGCAUGGGAGGGCUUCAGAAGGGAAUAGCCGAUAAAUUGGGACUGGAACUGGAGGGCCGCAGACAGCCAGCGAACACGGUCCUCUUCGAGUGCCUCAAGAGCAAGAACUUCCUGCUGCUGCUGGAUGACCUGUGGAGAGGCUUCGAGCUGGAGGAUGUGGGGAUCCCGCGUCCCGGCACCGGAGGGAAUCAAUAUAAGCGCAAAGUCAUUCUCACGACCAGAAGGCAGGACGUGUGCCGCAAAAUGAGAGCCGUCGAGAUCCCGAUGAACUGCUUGCAGCCGCCACAGGCCCUGGAUCUGUUCAAAUUUCAUGUCGGUGAGCCGACCCUCAGCUCUCACCCUGACAUACCUGACCUUGCAGGAGAGGUUGCGAAGGAGUGCAGAGGCUUGCCGCUUGCCCUCAAGACCAUCGGAAAGGCCAUGUCUAACCGGAGGGAACCAAGAAACUGGAGGCACGUAAUCGAGCUGCUGAAGUCCUCUAAGCAUGCUGAGAUCCAGGAAAUGGAGAUCCUACCGGAGGAGAGUGAAGAAAGAGAUUUGUUUCGCAUAUUACAGCUCAGCUAUGAUAGCUUGCGUGAUGACACGACGAGGCAAUGCUUCUUGUCCUGCUGCUUGUGGCCCGAAGACGAUUCACUUUGGAAAGAUAAUCUUAUAGAAUGCUGGAUGGGUCUAGGCUUAAUCGAUGACUCAAAUGGGAACUUGUCCUGGGGUCACGAAUACAUUAGAAUCCUGGAAGGAGCAUGCUUGCUGGAGCCUGGUGAAUUUGAAGGGAGUGUGAAAAUGCAUGACGUUAUUCGAGACUUAGCAAUAUGGAUCGCUUCCGACUGCGGGCAGAAAAAGAAUAAAUGGUUGGUUCAAGCUCGUGUUGGUCUGAAGGAAUCAAUAGAUGUGAAACAGAAAUGGGUUGAAGCAGAAGCAGCAGAAAGAAUAUCGCUAAUGAAUAAUUAUAUAGCAGAAUUGCCCCAAUACCUUCCUGAUCGCCCGAGUCUCAAAGUCUUGAUGCUCCCGUGGAACUUGUCUCUUACAUGGAUCCCACCUGACCUUUUCCAAUGCAUGCCUGCUCUUACCUACCUAGAUCUAUCCCAUACUGUUGAGAGAGAGAUGAAGAGGAUAGAGAAACAAGGAAGAAAAGCAUAUGCUUGUAUAUUUCUUCAUUCUCAGAACAGUGUCAUAGCCCUCUCUUUUAUAGAGGAGGGUGGCUGUGUACAAGUAAGGUACAGCUAA